This is a messenger RNA of Eucalyptus grandis, 2052 nucleotides long. RefSeq names its product ATP-dependent 6-phosphofructokinase 4, chloroplastic. Bases 201 to 1763 code for a protein of 520 amino acids. Gene Ontology annotation, biological process: glycolytic process; fructose 6-phosphate metabolic process. The transcript has 14 exons. Gene Ontology annotation, cellular component: cytoplasm. Gene Ontology annotation, molecular function: 6-phosphofructokinase activity; ATP binding. The record is from RefSeq and is a predicted model, not a curated record. NCBI's taxonomy places the organism in Eukaryota, Viridiplantae, Streptophyta, Magnoliopsida, Myrtales, Myrtaceae.
GCCUGAGAUCAAAUCCCGGCGACGAGAGUUUCACUUCCAGUGAUCGGCGACUCCCAUAAAUUCGCGUACGACUUCAAAAUGUGCUCUCGCCUUCCGAUGAAGCGUAAGCUAGCGUGUCUUCUUCGUCUUCUCCUUCGGCAUCUCCUCUCUGCUCACCACUCACUGCGACUGCGGGGGAAAUAGCUGAACCGAACCGAUUCAUGGAGCUGUCGGUCUCCUUCUUCGCCGCUAGGCCCCACAGCUGUGUUCUUCCCGUCGUUCCCGCUCGCCCUGACCUGAAGCUCCGGCGAAGACCGUUGACUCUGCGCAGGAGAAGCGCGAUCAGAGCGCAGGUGUCCGAUCCGUCUCGGUGCCGGGAGACUGACGACGACGGCUUCGUCCUCGAGGACGUUCCUCAUUUGACCAAUUUCAUCCCGGAUUUGCCGUCAUACCCUAAUCCACUACAUAAGAGCCAAGCUUAUGCCAUCGUUAAGCAAACUUUUGUCAGCCCAGAAGAUGUAGUUGCUGAAAAGAUUGUCGUCCGGAAAGAUAGUCCCAGGGGAGUGCAUUUUCGACGCGCGGGGCCUCGGGAAAAGGUGUAUUUUAAAUCAGAGGAAGUUCGUGCUUGCGUCGUGACAUGUGGAGGUUUAUGUCCGGGUAUAAAUACAGUGAUUCGUGAAAUUGUAUGUGGUUUGAACUACAUGUAUGGAGUUGAUGAUAUACUUGGCAUUGAGGGAGGAUAUAGAGGAUUCUACUCUAAAAAUACCUCGCAAUUGACACCUAAAGUCGUCAACGACAUCCAUAAACGUGGUGGCACCUUUCUUCGGACAUCACGGGGGGGUCAUGACACACAGAAGAUAGUUGAUAACAUUCAGGAUCGUGGAAUCAAUCAGGUAUACAUCAUUGGUGGGGAUGGUACACAGAAGGGAGCAGCUCUCAUAUAUCAGGAAGUUGAGAAACGUGGUCUUCAAGUGGCAGUUGCAGGGAUUCCCAAGACAAUCGACAAUGACAUAGCUGUCAUAGACAAAUCCUUUGGUUUUGAUACUGCUGUUGAGGAAGCUCAGAGAGCCAUAAAUGCAGCUCAUGUUGAGGUUGAGAGUGUGGAAAAUGGGGUUGGUGUCGUCAAGCUAAUGGGAAGAUACAGUGGUUUCAUUGCCAUGUUUGCCACUCUGGCUAGCCGAGAUGUGGAUUGUUGCUUGAUUCCAGAGUCUCCAUUCUAUUUGGAAGGCAAAGGUGGGCUUUUUGAAUUUGUUGAGCAGCGGCUCAAGGAGAAUGGGCAUGUGGUUAUUGUGUUAGCAGAAGGAGCUGGACAAGAGUAUGUAGCACAGAGCAUGCACACAGUCGACGGGAGAGAUGCAUCAGGAAACAGAUUACUUCUUGAUGUUGGUUUAUGGUUAUCUCAACAGAUCAAGGACCAUUUUACGAAGGUUCAGAAGAUGGCUAUAAACAUGAAAUACAUAGAUCCAACAUACAUGAUCCGGGCUAUACCAAGUAAUGCAUCGGAUAAUAUCUACUGCACUCUUCUUGCCCAAAGUGCCGUGCAUGGAGCUAUGGCUGGGUACACAGGAUUCACAGUUGGGCCUGUCAAUAGCAGACAUGCCCAUAUUCCCAUUUCACGAGUCACUGAGACUCAAAACAUUGUCAAAUUAACUGAUAGGAUGUGGGCUAGACUUCUUGCAUCUACAAACCAGCCUAGUUUCUUAAACAGCGAUGAAGUGAUGCUGGGAAAAGUUGAUAGAGCUAUAAUUGAGCAGAUCAACAACAGGAAGAUUACAUCUAUAUAGAUUUGAUAGCAGUCACUCUCAGAUCCAAUGGUCAUCAGCAUCUCUAUUCUUCUUGUGCUGAGAUUUCAUCCUCAAUCCUGAAGACCUCUUAAAAUAGUGAACUUUUGCACUGUAAUAUGUCAUAUUAGUUCUGGAUUGUUUUCCGUCAUGAAGUCUCUUUGUAAGAUACGAGACCAUGUAUUGCAAAAGGCAAGAGAAAUUCGGUCUGUGUAAUUUUCUACUAAGAAGGGCAUUUACAUUCAGGUCGAUCUGAAGCAUCACAAUGAAGAGCUUCUGAUUUUCCAGUGCA